UAUAGCAAUUUCUGAUAAGAAAUGUAUAUUACUAUUAAUUUUUAAUCGAUUAUUGUUGGAUAUUACCUACAAACAUAAGUAUUCCUGAUUAAAAUGAGUUCAUUAAGGACUUGUUUACUAAGGUUUAAUAUUUUAAGUUCCCUGUCGUAUUAUAACCCUUCACAAAGAUUUUAUAAGCUGAAAAUAGGAAUUUCUAAGACCAAAAUGAUGAUUUGGAUCAAUUUAAGUUCAGUUACUUAGGAAAGUUCUCUAAAAGGGAUAUUUCUUUCCUGAAAUAUAAAUAUAGUAGAAUAAAGAGGUAAUAUGUGAAUAUUAUAGUAACUCAAUAAUAUUCAUAUAAAUAUACUUAAUAUGAAUAGUAAGGAAAUCUCCCGUUGUCAGAACAAGUGUUUGAGAAGAAACCAUCAGAUGGGGAAGCAUGUACUGUUUUCAUGCUUAUUACUGUUAAUAAACACAAAUGUAGAAAUUAUUCCUAAUGAACUCUUUAUAAAAAUUUUAAAAUGUAGUUAAUAUUCCUAAUGAAUAGUUUGCAAAAUUUUCAAAAUGUAGUUUCAAUAUUUGACAAAUGAAUCAUCACAUUUGAUGAGGAAAAGAGUACCAGAUGCUGGUGAUUUUUUGGAGUCGUAUUUUCUGGGAUUAUCAUGUUUGGUAUGCUCAGAACAGUUUUAUAUUCUCGUAUCGCAAACCAAAGCCUCGCCAAAUUUUCAAUGGUAUUUGCUAAUAUUCACAUCAUUUGUCACUUUGACAGUGGCCCUAAUAUUCUACGACGAAAGUCACCGUGAUCUAAUCAAUGGAAUUCAUUGUUAUCAUUUAUAUUUUUUAGCUAUAUUAGUUGUUUUUGUAUGGGUUAAAGUAACAUCGGUACUAGUUACAACCUCUGUUACAAUUGGAUUAGGAGCCCUAACAACGUUCCUAGUGAUUGAGGCAUGUGUUCACUACUCUUAUAAUGCAAAAUUAGUACUGUCGUUCCUUGGUGGUUUAUUAUCUGCCAGGUUGUUACCAAGUUUCUGUUGGAUGGUAACUCAGGAAGUAGAUGGUGAAUUACAGUCUAGAAAAAUGUCUUUAACAUUGGCUGUGGCUAGAUUGCUAUUCUGUUUCCUAUCAAUGUGUAUAAAAGUAAUGAAAGGAAAGAUUGGAUUUCCUCCCAACGAACCAGCCAAUCACGAAUAUGAUUGGAUUGUUUUGAGAACACGUAGCUUUAAACAAUUGUGCAAUUUUUAUUCUCAAAGGUUUAAUUCAAAUAAAGAUAAUGGUCAAGAUGAUAAUAAAAUUUUCAUUUUUAUUGGAUCAAUUUUGAGACAAUUUUUUCCUAUUUUAUAUUUUUAUUUGUGUAUUAUAUUGUUUGUACCCUUGUCCCCAGUUAUUAAUUCCCAUUUGAAUAAGAAAUCAAGUUUCAUCUACGCUCCUCAUGUGAUCAGUUCAUUAUCCAGACUUGAAAGUGCCUCCCACUUAUUUGGGUUUUGUGUUGGUAUCCUGAUUCCAGCUUCACGUAGUGCUAAUUUAGGUUUUUAUUCGAUUAAUAUUUUUAAUAUUAGUUUUCGUUUCCUUAUCCAAGUAUAUUUUUCGGUUUUUCUCAGAUUGUUUUCCAACUUUGGGAUUUACAUUGCGAUAAUUACCUUGUCAACUUUAGUUGGAUACGUCUGCUCAUAUGAUUUAUUUGUAGUCGUUAGUAAUACUCUUGUCCAAAAUUGCAAAGACCAGGAACAUUCUAAAUAUCCUUGUUGUGGAGAUAAGUUUCUUACUGAGUGCUAUUGUAGAUAUCCGGUAAUCAUUAAUAAAACAAAUAAGUGUUUCUAUCUAGAGGAUAACGCAUAUGCUUCAAAGCCAUAUCUAGCUAUUGUAGGAGAAGAUAAAUUAACCGAGUUUAUUCUCAGUAUUCCACCUUUAACUCAGUGUCGUAGUUCCAACAGAUUUUCAUGUUCUAAAUCAAAUGGUGAUGGUAAGAGUUUGGAUUAUUUAAAACAUGCUGAUAGUGCCAUUCUUUUGCUUCAAAAAGAAGUUGGAGGUGAUAUAAGAAAAAUAUGUGAACAACUGGGUUGUAACCAAAAUUGUUGUCAAAAUUGCGAUGAAAAAAGUUGCAACUGUCUAAAACUUAUUGGAAUUUACGAAAUAGAUUCGGUUACAACUAGUUCCUGUGAUGAUUGCCAGUUAACUGUUAGAAUUGAGGGAACGAAAUCAGACUCUUGCUCAAUUUGUGGAGGAGGUAGUGGAGGUUCUUGUGUUUGUAGUGGUGGAAAUGGAUCAAACUGUUGUAUAUGUGUUAAGUGUUGUCCUGGUACCCAGUGUACAGCCCCGUGUACUAACUGUGUUAAAUUAUGUCGAUGUGAAAAAUGUAAUAAAACUAAAGUUAAAAACGCAGCUAGGGUUUUCAUCUGUUAUACUCGGGAUCAAAAAUGCUGUAUAAGGGAGAUAAAGCCAAACACUACUCCAAAAUUUAGCGAAAAAUUGGAUGAGCAAAAGGAUUUUUAUAUUAAGAGUAUGUUUAUGUCAGAUUGCUGCCAUUCUAACAUCCAAGUUGACUUACAUUGUAAAAUUAAUUUCUUCCGGGUAACAGAGAUAAAAUAUUCCAAAAAAAAGAUUAAUCCAACCUGCAUCAAGCUUUGCAUAAAUGAUUCAAAAUGUUGUACACAACAAACAUCUGCUGCUAAUACCCAAACUUGUUGUUGUGUAGGCGUUCCUCUUCAAAGAGUAUUAGUUGAAUAUCCUGAUGAACAAAAACCUCAACCUUCAUGUUCUUGCCCAGAAGCAUGCAAGAAAUGCCGUUGCUGUCAAAAUGGUAAGUGUUGCUGUUGUACCGGUGCCGAACUUAAAAUCUCGACGGAAAAUUCAUAUGAAAAAACUAUGAACCCGGUGAAGAUUAAACUGAUUACAAUUUUCUGGAUACUAUUUUUGUUAAUAAUAUUACUCAGUUACCUCAUAAUGUCAUCAGUUAAGAGCAAACAGCUAAAGUACUACGAUUUUGACCCUGUAAGAUCCUACAAGACAAUUACUAAAUCAAUUAAAAGAACUAAUCUUAAUACGCCCGAUAGAGUAAGACGCAGGAUAGAUCAGUUUUUAAUGAUCUCAGGGCGGGGUAGUCAUGACUAUCAGGGUGAAUUAAAUGAUAUGCUUAAACUUUUGGAAUGCUCAUUUGAUCCUCGAGAGUUCAAAAUCAUUAAAAAUCAACUGGAUGAAGUAUCUUAUAAGCUUCUGAGAGAUCAUGAGUUCAUUCUUAGAGCAAGAAUUGAGAUGGUCACUUGGGGCUGUUGCCUGGGAUUUAUUUACCCCUACGUUGUUCAGAUGAUCCUUAGAAUCCAAGAUUAUUUCAUAAAUUGGGAAUAUGUCUGGGAAAAGGAGUACAAAUACUACAGAGGGAAGAUGGCAAAUAGAAUUAAUGAGUUUACAUACGAUUCUAAGUUUGGAGUAGCAGCCUUGACAGAAGUUGGAAUUGGACUUAAAACCAGAAUGUUAAUUGCCAACUCAAGAAAAGAUACGUGGGCCAACUUGUCUGAUAGUGUAGAAGGGUAUUUGGAUCUGUAUGACUCGGAAAUUGAGUUUAAAAAUGGAGAAUUUCCAAAGCCAAUGGAUGAAAGAUUAAAGUACUACGUUGACAUGUGGGAUAACAGAAUGGAACACCUUAAAGAGUGGAGUUGUUCAAACACUAACAUCUUCGACUGGUCAAGAUUCUUACAUGAUUACCCAGGCAUAAAAACGUGGAUAAGUAUGUUUGGAAGGUACAUUACACUGGCCUUGAAGGAAAUUAAAAUAAAUGAAAAGAGCUUUAACGAUGGAAUUGGAGUGUUUUUAAUUGAUAAAAUAAUCUAAAAUUUUAAAAUU
Theileria parva strain Muguga is the source of this 3816-nucleotide messenger RNA. Its product is annotated as putative integral membrane protein. The coding region runs from base 583 to 3804 and encodes 1073 amino acids. The transcript has a single exon. Lineage: Eukaryota; Apicomplexa; Aconoidasida; Piroplasmida; Theileriidae. The record is from RefSeq and is a predicted model, not a curated record.